Tachysurus fulvidraco (yellow catfish) is the source of this 2427-nucleotide messenger RNA. RefSeq lists its product as uncharacterized. NCBI's taxonomy places the organism in Eukaryota, Metazoa, Chordata, Actinopteri, Siluriformes, Bagridae. The transcript has 4 exons. Bases 1378 to 2412 code for a protein of 344 amino acids. The record is from RefSeq and is a predicted model, not a curated record.
AUAGUAAAUUUUGAAAGUUGAAAUUUUUUGAACUACUCCCCCUUUAAGUCACUUAAAAUCAUACCACAUAUAAAGCUUUGCUAUAUACUUAAUGUACUUUUAAUCAGAAUUUUGUUUUACAGAAUAUGCGGCUCCGUGUUGUGUCGGCCCCUGAUAAUAUUAGGAGGCUGGAUAUUUUGCAAAAACUCACUUCGGUUGAACAUUUGAAAACAAUUAUUCAAGAAAGGCUUUCUGAUUCAGUUUGAGGAUCCUGAGUUCGGAAAUGAACUCUGUAUCUUGACCAAUAUAACAGAGCUUCCACCAGAAAGAGCAGUGCUGAAGAUCACACAGAAAGUACCUGAAGAAUCAGAACUAGAGACCUCGAUUUCCUCUUUAGACACUGCCAGUAUGUCCUCCCCAUCUGAUAGCGCAAACCAGAGUUUCCCCUUUGUGUCUGUGAGACAGCAUGAAAUGUCUUGGUGGCCAUUUCAUUUUCCGAUGAACAAGUUCUCUUAUGAUGUUGAGUUGCGGCUUGAGAAAGGGAAUGACAAUUUUAAAGAAGUUGGAACACUGCUCACAGUACCAAGAGAAAUGAAAAUGGACAUCCUGGAUAGCAUAGCUCAGGCAAUAUUUUCAUUCAAAGCUUAUCCAAACUAUAAAAAGUUGGAGUCUGUGUCAGCUGCACUAAUUGAAAAGUAUCCAUGUCUGAAGGACCCAAGCUCAGGAACAGGUUAUCACAGCUGGACUAUGAGCAUCAAAUAUAACGUUGGGAACUACCUCCAGAAACUACGAACGGCAGGUUGCACUGAAGUCACUGUGAACCAAAAAAAAGUGAACAAUGACUCUAGAUGUUUAAAGAAAGCAAAGAGAUGUGAGGUAAACUUCCUCCCAGACAACCCAGAAGGGCAGACAGAUUGUUCCUUACAGAAGGAAAAUAUGUACUACAAGAGAAAAUGAAGAAGAAACAUUUCAGCAUGGCAAUUGUUGACUCCAAAAUGGAACUGACAUUCUCUCUAAGAAGGAACGAGAUAGUUAGUGAAGAACCUCUUGUGGCUGAAGUCCUAAAACAAUGGCCAGCACUGUUUUUGGAAGAUCAGGUCUGUGCCGAGUUUUACAGAAUUGCACAAAUCAACUUGAAAAGUACCUUUUUGUCUUCUUUGGAUGAAUAUGCACCAAAGAUGAUCAUGUUGUGCCGAUCAUGUGGUGGAACCUAUGGAGAUGAAAUGAAGACCCUCCUAGACCAACUUGACAAAGCUUCUGAUGUGCUUGCUCAAAGAAAAGCUACAGCUCUCGAAGGUCUACCUUUGUUUAUGAGGGAAAAUUCUGGAAACUUCCUGAAGACUUGCCUGAACUGCUCCAACAACAAACCCAGAAAGAACCAAAGGCCAGAAGAAUGACAUGUGGAAUUUCAUCAAUGAAGAUGGUUAUGUAACCUAUACUAAUACGCCUGAUAAAGAUGUUUUAGAUUUAAUUAAAAAGAAUUUUAAUAAACCAACAUUAAAACAUAAUAUAAAAUAUGAUGAAGGGGUUUUAGAUUUUACGAAAAAUAAUUCUAAUAAACCAUUAAGUGAUAGAAAAGUUUUAAAAGAUACAUUUUUGCAAAUUCUCAAACAAAAUCUUCAACUCUUUGAACCAACUCUCAAGUCUUUAAUGGAAAACAAAUAUAAUCAACAAGCAUUUGGUAUUUUAAAAAAGACAAACAAUGAAGUAAAUAAUGUGCAAUGUGAUUUAAUUACUGAAACAAAAGAAGAAGAAUGUAUGACCAAUGAGAUUGAAUUAAUCGGUCCCUUUGGUCGAAAGCGUAAAAAACACAGUGAGGAUCUCUUAAUUAAAAAACUUAAGGAAAGGAAAAAUAUUUCUGAAGUUUGGAUAUACACAACAAAUAGUCCUUGUUUAGGUAAAAAAUCUCAUUCCCCUGAAUCUCAUCAUCCCUGUUUGUAUAAUUUUAUCCAUUAUGCAAAAAAUCAUAACAUUAAAAUCUACAUCGGUUUCUCAAAAUAUUAUAUCUUUAGCAAAGACAUGUAUAAAUUUAUUAAAAAUCUGGAAGAAUUUAGAAACUGGAAUCCUGAUCAUCAAUUACAGGUUAAAUUCAAUAUUACAGAAUUCAAAUUUAAAGCAGCCCGUAAUAUAAUAAAGAACAUUAUUUCUGAAUAUUCAUCCUUAGAAAUGACACACAGCGAGUGGCAUCAGACAGGAUCAGAAACAUCAGUAAAGUUUGAGUCCACACUGAGAAAAGAGAUGAUGGAGAGCUCUGAUGAAGAGUUCAAUAAGAUUACAGAGGAGUUUAAGAUAUGGUGGACUCUAAGUGUAGAUGAAAAUCUAAACAGACAUGUACUCCCAUCCGUUUUUAAACACAUCCAGGGUCUUUAUCCUAAUCUAGAGUUUUUCCAGGUUGAUUUGGAGCAAAUCUUGAAUUUUGCUAAUGAGGAAUAAUUAGAAUAUAAUUGG